AUGACUUGUGCAACUGACUCUGUGAAUUACUGGAGCUAUAAGUGGAGAAUUAGAACAACUAGGAAUGGGAAGUAUAUCAUUGAAGAUCACACUUCACUUAUAAACACAUUCACCAUUCAAGUAGCUUCAGUAACUGACCAGGGUGAAUACUUUUGUCAGGGAGAGAGUAAUGACAAAUCCACAUCCUCAGGAUGGAGUAAUCGUGUUACUCUGACUGUGAGAGAGAGUCCAAAGGCUGUUGUGAUCCUGCAGCCUGAUAAACAAACAUUCCGAGGAGAGACUGUCACUCUCAGAUGUCAAAUACAGGGAGAGAGAGACACUGACUGGGAAUACAGCUGGUAUAAGAAGAGUUCUUCACUCAGUCCUGUCAGUAAAGAUCAGGAAUACACAAUCAGUCCUGUUUCUGAGUCCCACAGUGGUGAAUACACCUGUAGAGGAAAAGACAGAAGAGACUCACAGAACUCAAAGAUGAGUGAUGCUGUAACCCUGACUGUGCCAUCAGGAUCAAAACCAAAACCUCAACUCACCUCCAGUCUUAAAGGAGCAGUACUGAGAGGAAACACAGUUACUCUGAGCUGUAAACUGGACCAGUCCACAGGAUGGGUGUUUUACUGGUACAGACACACACAGGACUCUUCAGCACUGACACAGACUGAUAAAGACUCCUACACAAUCAGUUCUGUUACAGACUCUGAUGGAGGACAGUACUGGUGCAGAGCUGGAAGAGGAAACCCAGUCUACUACACACAAUACAGUGAUGCAGUCUGGGUAAAUGUUACAGGGAAUCCAAAGGCUGUUGUGAUCCUGCAGCCUGAUAAACAGACAUUCAGAGGAGAGACUGUCACUCUCAGAUGUCAAAUACAGGGAGAGAGAGACACUGACUGGGAAUACAGCUGGUAUAAGAAGAGUUCUUCACUCAGUCCUGUCAGUAAAGAUCAGGAAUACAGAAUCAGUUCUGUUUAUUGGUCCCACAGUGGUGAAUACACCUGUAGAGGAAAAGACAGAGGAGACUCACAGAACUCAGAGAUGAGUGAUGCUGUAACACUGACUGUGUCAUCAGACAAAGCCCAAUCAGUUGUGAGUGUUUCUCCAAAGAUGUGGUUGACUGAAGGAGACUCAGUGACUCUGAGCUGUGAGGUUAAAGACUCCUCUACAGGCUGGACAUUCCUCUGGUACAGAGUCAUUCCCUACAGAGAUGGGUUACCCAGGGUUGAUUCUAACUCUGUAGAACUCCUCUCAGACAGCAGCAGAGGAGCUGGAGGCUCCUACACUCUCAGCCCUGCUGCUCUUAAACACACAGGAGUUUAUGUGUGCAGAGCACAGAGAGGAAACCCAGUCUAUUACUCAGAGUACAGCACAACACAGCCACUGUGGGUCACUGGUGAGACAACUCUGUCUCCUCCAGUCUCUCUGAUCAUCAGUCCCAACACAACUCAACAUUUUACAUCUGAUUCUCUCUCACUGAGCUGUGAGGUACAGAGUAACUCUACUGGAUGGACAGUGAGACGAUACACAGAUGAUGCAGAGGUGUCAGACUGUUCAUCAGACUGGGGAUCAGUAACAGGAUCUACAUGUAGCAUCAGCUCCCUCCAGUCAUCAGACAGUGGAGUGUACUGGUGUCAGUCUGACUCUGGAGGGAACAGUAAUCCUCUCAACAUAACAGUGACAUAUGGUGAUGUGAUCCUGGAGAGUCCUGUCCAUCCUGUUACUGAGGGAGAUACUUUGACUCUGCUCUGUAGAUAUCGAUAUGACCCCUCAGGCCUCAGAACUGAUUUCUAUAAAGAUGGAUUAAUCCUCCAGAAUCAGACUACAGGAGAGAUGACCAUCCCUACUGUCUCAAAGUCAGAUGAAGGUCUGUAUUGGUGUAAAUACCCAGAGAGAGGAGAGUCACCAAAGAGCUGGAUCACUGUCAGAGUGUCAGGUGGUGGAUCCUCUGCUGUAACAGUAGGAGUGGUGGUGGGACUGGGUGUUGCCUUUGUAAUCAUCGUUCUAAUGAUCCUGCUUCACUGGUCAAAAAAAACAGAAGAUGAUGAUGGAACUGGACCAAGUGAUGUGACUUAUUCUCAGAUUAAGUUGAAAAACAUCAAAAUCAGAAACAAAGCUGGGCCCAGUGAUUUGACUUAUGCCCAGAUUGCCAUAAUCCCAACUAAAAACAAGGAGAAGAGUAAAGGUGGAAGCAGAGCCAAAUCAGAGCAUGUGUACUCACAGCUGAAGCAGGGUAUGGAUGACAAAAACUUCAUUUAG
Chanos chanos (milkfish) is the source of this 2244-nucleotide messenger RNA. Its product is annotated as carcinoembryonic antigen-related cell adhesion molecule 5-like. Bases 1 to 2244 code for a protein of 747 amino acids. The transcript is spliced from 11 exons. Gene Ontology annotation, biological process: immune response; cell surface receptor signaling pathway. The record is from RefSeq and is a predicted model, not a curated record. Gene Ontology annotation, cellular component: external side of plasma membrane. Gene Ontology annotation, molecular function: transmembrane signaling receptor activity. Lineage: Eukaryota; Metazoa; Chordata; Actinopteri; Gonorynchiformes; Chanidae.